This is a messenger RNA of Lotus japonicus, 1803 nucleotides long. RefSeq lists its product as uncharacterized. NCBI's taxonomy places the organism in Eukaryota, Viridiplantae, Streptophyta, Magnoliopsida, Fabales, Fabaceae. The coding region runs from base 1 to 1803 and encodes 600 amino acids. The transcript has 3 exons. The record is from RefSeq and is a predicted model, not a curated record. Gene Ontology annotation, molecular function: nucleic acid binding; zinc ion binding.
AUGGACAACGGCAAGGAUGUGGGUUCAAUUCACAGGCCACCUAUGCUUGAUGGGACAAACUAUGACUACUGGAAGGCUCGCAUGGUUGCAUUUCUCAGAUCUAUUGAUGUUGGAAAGGUGUACAAGUCAGUACUCAAAGGGUGGACUCAUCCAGUACAAACCAAAGAAGGAACUUAUACUAUGGAACUCAAAUCUGAAGUGAACUGGAGCAAGACAGAAGAUGAAGAAGCUGCUGCAAACUCUAAGGUUGAUUCAUACGUGCACUGUUCUAAAGAUGCUUGGGAGAUUCUCAAGGUUGCUCAUGAAGGUACAACUAGAGUUCGCCUAUCAAGACUUCAACUGCUAACCACUCAGUUUGAAAACCUCAAGAUGAAGGAGGAAGAGACAAUCUCUGGGUUUCACAUGCGUGUACGUGAUAUUUCUAAUGCUUCUUUUGCUCUGGGAGAACCUAUGUCAGAUGAGAAGCUUGUCAGAAAAAUUCUCAGAUCAUUGCCCAACAAAUUUGACAUGAAAGUUACUACCAUAGAUGAGGCACAGGAUAUCAGUAGCAUCAAAGUAGAUGAACUUAUUGGAUCAUUACAAACUUUUGAAAUGUCUCUGAAUGAUAUGCCAGAGAAAAAGAGCAAAAGCAUUGCUUUUAUGUCUAAUGUGGAUGAAGAUCAAAGUGACCAAGAGGCAGGCGAAAAUUUGUCAGAAGCCAUAGCCUUGCUUGGUAAGAAGUUCAACAGGGUCAUGAGAAAGUUUGACAGAAGAGCCAGACCAAAUGUCUUAGACAAACGGUCUGACAUCAUCAAGAACUCAGGGAAUGCACUGAAGAACAAGGAAGAAGACAAAUCUAAAGGAGUGCAAUGUCAUGAGUGUGAAGGGUAUGGCCACAUUAGAUCUGAAUGUGCUACUUUUCUAAAGAAGCAAGGAAAAGGAAUGGUGGCUACCUGGUAUGAUGAUGACUCAGAAGAUGAAGCUGGAAAUCCUGUAAUGGGAUUAAUGGUGAAGUAUAACUUAGAGGUAGAUUCCAGCAAUAAGGAUGUCUCUGGAGGAGAACUAGCUGAAAACUAUGAGAUCUUACUGAAAAAGUGGCAUGAAGCUUGUGACUAUGGUAAAAAGCUGAAUAGUACUGUGAAGAAACUACGUAAGGAAAAGCAAGAUCUUCUCAGUAUCAAUAACAAUCUUCAGGAGGAAGUGUCUGUUCUGAAAUCCAAAAUUGAAGGUAUGAUCAAAUCUGUACGCAUGUUAAAUAAUGGUACUGAUAUGUUUGAUCUGAUGCUAGAAUCAGGAAAGACUACCAAAGACCUGAAAGGGUUGGGGUAUGAGAAUGAUUCCACAACUAACGAUUUCAAAAAGACAACUCAUGAGUUUGUACCUGCUGAGAGGAAAUCUGAAUUUCACAUGUUCAACCAAUUGUCUCAACAUGAGGUCAAACAUGUGUAUCCACAAACAUCUCAUGUUCAGAAGAAAGGAAAUUCAGGAUGGAAAUGCAAUCACUGUGGAAAAUAUGGUCACAUCAGAUCACAUUGUUAUAGGCUACAUGGUUAUCCAAAGGCUAAGACAUCUCAGUCUGGGAGAGAUGUAACUUUUGGUGGUGGAGUCAAAGGAAGAAUCAUAGGAUCUGGAAAACUUGACAGUAGAACUUCACCUGAACUUAGUGAAGUAUUGCUUGAAGAAGGUUUGACUGCAAACUUAAUCAGUAUAAGCCAAAUUUGUGAUUUGGAGUUGAAUGUGACUUUUAGCAAGUAUGGAUGUCAAGUAACAAAUGCAACAGAUAAAGUUGUGAUGAAAGGUGUGAGAACAAAGGAUGAUUGCUAA